AUGGACCAAUUUCCCUUUCCUUGGGCUCGUACCCCCAACGAAAACACUAUGCUCAGCACUUCUGCCGAUGGCAACUAUUUUGAUGAGGCCCUCAGCGCUGAAAGUACCACCGCGCCCCUCGUCGCUCCUUCAUCGAGUUGGUGGUAUGGUGACAUACCGAUGUACCAGAAUGUUGCUAGUGUGUCUUCCUUCCCCUCAGCGCCCAGCUUGCAGCCAGAACCCAGCGUCUACCCGCCAGCUACCUACCAGCCAGAGCCUUGGUACCAUUCAGCCCCAGACUUUCAGUCAGGGCCUAGCUACCAGCCAGCAUCCUGUUCGCACCCAGCACCUAGCAUCCACCCAGCUUCCCGCGUCUACCCAACACCCCCCUACCAGCCGGAGCAAUGGUACCAGCCAGCAACAAACUUUCUGACAGGGCCUAGCUUUCACCAGCCGGCAAUGCAAGUAGCAAACCCGGCUUCCGUCCAGCACACAACAAGCCGUUAUGCGAACUUGGGACAAUUUCACCAUCCCCUCAAUGCCCUGCGCACUCAGGAAACUCAACAUAAUAGCAGUAUGUCUGCACCAGCCGUUGGGAACGCAGGCUUUGACUUCGGCUUGCCCUUGACUGGCAAUGGCAAUGCGAGAAGAGCCAGACCAAGCAGCCUGACCUCCGAUGCCAUUGGAAGGGUUGCAAAUAUAAGGCACCAUUCUACGGGGUGUCGGGAUUAA
Messenger RNA from Aspergillus eucalypticola CBS 122712, 711 nucleotides. RefSeq lists its product as uncharacterized. Lineage: Eukaryota; Fungi; Ascomycota; Eurotiomycetes; Eurotiales; Aspergillaceae. The record is from RefSeq and is a predicted model, not a curated record. The transcript is spliced from 2 exons. Bases 1 to 711 code for a protein of 236 amino acids.